This is a messenger RNA of Stereum hirsutum FP-91666 SS1, 1779 nucleotides long. RefSeq lists its product as uncharacterized. The transcript is spliced from 15 exons. The record is from RefSeq and is a predicted model, not a curated record. The coding region runs from base 1 to 1779 and encodes 592 amino acids. NCBI's taxonomy places the organism in Eukaryota, Fungi, Basidiomycota, Agaricomycetes, Russulales, Stereaceae. Gene Ontology annotation, molecular function: FAD binding.
AUGCCGGUCUCUAACAACUUGCCGACCUCAUACGUCGACGUUCUCGUUGUCGGUGCUGGUCCCGCUGGUCUGUUGUGUGGUGUUGCUUUGGCUCAAGCUGGAAUCAAUGUGAAGAUUGUGGACCAAAGACCUGCCAGCAUUCCAGCCGGCCAAGCCGACGGUAUUCAUCCUCGUACCAUUGAAGUCUUACAGAGUUAUGGACUUGUGGAACGUCUCCUCAAGGAAGGAAACCAUCUGCACAUGUUUGCCUUCUAUAACCUAAGCAAGGAUCGAAAUGGUAUCGAGCGCACGAGCAGGGUGUCUAUGGUCAACCAAGUUGUCGCUAGAUACCCAUUCUCCAUUUCUCUGAACCAAGGUGGUAUCGAACGCUUGCUUCUCGAUGGCCUUCUAAAGGAAGGCGUCAUUGUGGACCGUCCGACUCGCCCAUCAUCGAUCAUUCUGUCUGAUGACGAGAGGGAAUUAAAUGAUACGUCCAAGUAUCCUAUCACUGUCGUCCUGGAUCACCUGGAAGGAGAGGCUGUUCAACAGGAAAUUGUUCACGCCAAGUUCCUCGUGGGCUCUGAUGGUGCUCACUCGUGGGUCCGCAGAGCCCUGAACAUUCAGAUGGAAGGCGAACAGACAAACCAUGUCUGGGGUGUGAUUGAUUUUACUCCGACUCAAGAAUCUAACUUUCCAGACUGGAGGAACGUUUGCUCCAUCAGCGGGUCCGACACCACUGUGCUUCUCAUACCUCGAGAAGAGGGCAAAAUACGCUUAUACAUCGACCUCGGACUUGAGACGGGACUUGUCGAUACCGAGAGUGGACGAGUCAACCCAAAGAGUCUAGACUCGGACAAGCUUCUCGCGAUUGCGAAACCUGCAUUCGCACAAUAUACUCUCGAAGCGGCUGAUAUUGACUGGUGGACAUGCUACGUUAUCGGUCAACGUGUUGCGACUCAAUUCUCGCUUCACGAACGAGCUUUUGUGGCUGGGGAUGCGUGCCACACGCACUCUCCGAAGGCAGGCGAGUUUACUUCCGACCUGGUAUACACGCUCCGUGGAUGGUCAGGACUGUCCCUCCUCCACACCUAUGAAUUGGAGAGGCGCAAAUUCGCGCAGGAGUUGAUUGCCUUCGAUCGGUGGUACUCCGCGGGGUUCUCGGCCAAGGCGCGCACCGGAACUCUGAGCAAUGGUAAAAAAGCACCAUCUUCAGGCUUUGAAGCAUUCCGAGAAUACAAUGGCUUAACGUCUGGCGUGGGCAUACAAUACGACACUUCUCUGAUAACCUCUAGCGGAUCGAACAAGACGAAGAUCAUCGUUGGCCAACGAUUUCCGCCCCAGGUUGUUCUUCACGCAGCAGAUAUGAUACCUGUUGAGAUCCACGAUCUGUGCACAUCCAACACCCGUUUCAAAAUCUUUAUCUUCACUGGGAAUUUGCAUUCGGAGGUCCGGUCACAGAAUUUGGAGGUAUUGGCAGAGAGAUUGAAGGGGAAGGAUGGUGUACUUUGUAGGUUUGAUGAAGAGAUAUUCGACGUGAUCCCCGUCCUGCAAGGUAAGAAAGAAACGGUGGACUAUCUGGCGGUGCCACGUACGCUCAGGUCAUCUUGGGACAAGGUAUUGGUUGACGAGACUGAUGUAAGCGGAAGCCUUGGAGGGCGUGCAUACGAGACGUAUGGUAUCGGCGAGGACGGCGCCAUAGUUAUUGUCAGGCCUGAUGGAUACGUCGGGUUAGUUACGGGGAUCGAUGAGGCGGACAACAUCGGCGAAUAUUUUGGUGGUGUACUUGCAGGAAAGUUGUAG